Messenger RNA from Danaus plexippus (monarch butterfly), 1469 nucleotides. RefSeq names its product ubiquitin-conjugating enzyme E2 variant 2 (gene Uev1A). Lineage: Eukaryota; Metazoa; Arthropoda; Insecta; Lepidoptera; Nymphalidae. Gene Ontology annotation, cellular component: nucleus. Gene Ontology annotation, biological process: protein K63-linked ubiquitination; DNA damage tolerance. The record is from RefSeq and is a predicted model, not a curated record. The transcript is spliced from 4 exons. The coding region runs from base 194 to 628 and encodes 144 amino acids.
GUCAGCAUUAAAAAGUGCUAACCUGCUCUUUGAGCAAUGAGUGAAAGAUUUUUAUAGAUUAAAUAUAGCGUCAUUUCUAAUACAUACAAGUAAUUUGAGGAUCUCAUGUAAUUAUUAUACAUUUAAAAUAGAGAUUAUACUUUUAAAUUAGUGCAUUUCUGAGUAGAUAGUGAGCGCCGGUGAAAUAGUGAUCAUGGCGAAUCCGUCAUCAGGCGUUGUGGUGCCGAGAAAUUUUCGUCUGCUAGAAGAACUUGAGCAAGGUCAGAAGGGAGUGGGCGAUGGCACGAUCUCUUGGGGUCUCGAAAGCGAUGAUGAUAUGACUCUCACUCAUUGGACUGGCAUGAUAAUUGGACCCCCUAGAACUCCUUAUGAAAAUAGGAUGUAUUCUCUUAAAAUAGAAUGUGGUACUAGAUACCCAGAUGAGCCUCCGACCGCUAGAUUUAUUUCUAGAAUCAACAUGAACUGUGUCAACAGUCAGACUGGACUUGUGGACAAUAGACAAGUCCCUAUUCUAGCAAGAUGGCAGCGUGACUAUACUAUCAAGACAGUGCUUCAAGAAUUGAGACGUCUUAUGACUCUUAAGGAAAACAUGAAGCUUUCCCAGCCUCCUGAGGGGAGCACUUUUUAAUGUUCUCAAACAUGUCUCAAUAACCCAAUCUACUCCAGAAUAUGCUGAACUAUAGCUACAUAACCAUAAGUCCCUCUAUCAUUGCCAUGUUUUGGUUUUCUACAAUAUUGGCAUAACCAAAUAUCGUGUAUGCUUUUAAGUUAACAUUAUGCAUUUAUUGUAUUCUAAUAUAUCUAGCAAAGCAAACUGUAUGCUUGGACCAUGUGGAUUGGGUAACAUGUGUAAUGUACAAGAUUCACUUCUAAAAUGGCUCAUCACCCACUUAGAGGGUAACACCCAAAUAUUUAUCACUACCUAAAUUAUUGUGGCCUUCAAAAAGUCAAACUUGCUUUUGUAUAAUUAGACCUAGAAUUACUGAUAUCUUGUUUUAGGUGAAUGGUGUAUAUGCCUAUAAUUUUAAACUCAUAAUAGCUUACUCGUUUGAAGUGAACGUUUGACUUUAUGAAUAUAGGUGUGAGGCCGAACCUACAUCAAACAAGGCACCUAAAGUUUAAGGGUUAAAGUUAUUUCUAUAAAAAUAUAAUCACACAGAUUUAUUUUAAUUUCAAUUUACUUUAAAGUCAAGUGUAAAAUAAUCAAGGUUUUUUUUCUUAGAUACAUAAGAUAAAGUACUCCAUUUCAUGAAUAAGGCUUGGCAUUACUAUGUUUAAAGACAGUUACGGUGGUAAAAAAAAAAAAAACACUAUUAUACAUAAUUAACACUAUUACUUUUUCCCUUAAAAUAUAUCGAAUUUGCGUAAUUUCGUUAAUAGAAACUAAAACGGCGAGUCAAAUUGUUUCAUAGCAUAUUAUUUUUACCAAUGUAUAACUAGCAAAGGUAAAUAAAUCAAAUAAAACUGUC